This is a messenger RNA of Trichoderma gamsii, 1014 nucleotides long. RefSeq names its product glutathione S-transferase. Bases 1 to 1014 code for a protein of 337 amino acids. Lineage: Eukaryota; Fungi; Ascomycota; Sordariomycetes; Hypocreales; Hypocreaceae. The transcript has 2 exons. The record is from RefSeq and is a predicted model, not a curated record.
AUGGGUUCAACCGAGAAACCUAUUAUUCUGUACCAUUAUGAGGUCUCUCCUUACUCAAAGCAAGUCUUGUGGUAUCUUGCUCUUAAAGGAAUUAAAUUCCAACAAUGUAUGCAACCACGCAUAAUGCCCCGGCCUGAUCUCAGCCGUCUGGGCGUCAAAUACAGACGUAUCCCUGUUCUCACCAUUGGAAGAGACGUUUAUCUGGAUACACGGCACAUUAUGGCAAAGCUCAGCGCAUUGGAGCCAGGAAAAGGCGCUCGCCUUUCUGUUGCGACAACUCCUGAGCAGAAGGCGCUGCAACGACUUUUCCAAGUAUUCAUGAUCGAUUCUGGCCUUGCUAGAUGUUUUGUACAGCUUAUUUUAUAUAAAACUCGAGGCAUGAUGGAUCCAGAAUUUGUUAAAGAUCGUACCGAGCUCAUGAACGGUGCGUCGUUUUUCCUGCCUGAAGCUUUGGAGGCGAUGAGGCCAGAUACCAUACGGAGAGUGAAGGAUGGGUUUGAGUUUCUAGAACAGACACUGCUAUCAGAUGGGAGGGACUGGCUGCUUGGGACAACAGGGCCGACUGUUGGUGAUAUUGAGAUGGCUUGGCCGCUGCUGUGGAUGGAGAGAGUGCCUGGAGCGAGACCCGAGGAGUGGAUUUCAGAAGCCAAGUUUCCAAAAGUAUUCGCCUGGAUGGAAAGAUUCAAGAGCACUGCACAAAAGGCAGUGGAUGAAUUGGAAGAACUGAGGACGUUGACUGGGGAAGAGGCCGCAAAGUUGAUACUGAGCUCGGACUUUCAUGAAGUGGAUGGGCAGUUUGACGAGACAGAUGUGCUGGUUCAAAAGCAGAAACUAAAGAAGGGGCAGCUUGUGAAGAUGUGGCCAACAGAUACUGGAUCGAAUCAUAAAGAUGUGGGAGAGCUGGUGAGUGUUAGUGAUAAGGAGGUGGUUAUUGAGGCAAAGGUAGAGGAUGGUGGGUCGGUGAGGAUUCAUGCGCAGAGACAUGGGUUUGCUGUUGCACCUUGUGAGGACUAG